AUGCCUUCUCCAUCUUUCACCCUCGAUGCUCAGCUGAGAUUCCAUGACAAAUGGCUGAAGAUAGACCUGCAGCGGGCGUUCUCUCCGGAGGGUCUGAGUGAGAUGUGGAAUGAAAUGGUGAAAGACGAGGAGAUAACGUUCAGCGGAGAAGAGUCCGCUCACACAGAGGAUUGCACAGGACUGGACUGCUUUGGAACUCAGAAAAAAGAUGAACCCAACGACAAAGAGAAGAAAGAGGAGGAGGAGACGUCUACCUCCGUGCAUCACUCCAUCAUCGAGACCUGGGACUGGGGCCGGCAGCCAAGUGAGACGGAGCUGAAGGACUGUCUGCUGGUGCUGGUGGACGAUCAGCAGAAGCUCUCGGCUCAGAUGGCUAAGAGCACUCUGUCUGCUCAGCGGCUCCGGCAGCGACUCGUCAUCCUGGAGCGAUACCUCAUCUCUCUGAGCCACAGCAUGAUGGAGGAGAAGUACAAGGUCCGCUGGAAGGGGCCGCCCAGCCCCCCCCUGGCCGCCGCCGACAAUAAAAGCACUCGUCCUGCCAGUAAAGGAGUUGAAGGUUUGGCCAGAGUUGGCUCCAGAGCCGCUCUCUCCUUCGCCUUCGCUUUCCUGCGCCGCGCCUGGAGGUCAGGGGACGAUGCAGACCUCUGCAGUGAGCUGCUGCAGGAGUCUCUGGACGCCCUGCGAGCGCUGCCUGAAGCCACGCUGUUCGACGAGGGGACCGUAUCAUCCGUGUGGCUGGAAGUCGUCGAGAGGGCCACCAAAUUCCUCAGUGACGUACAUGGGAGUGCCAGCACCAAAGGCAACAUUCCUCUGCAGGAUCAGCACCUGGCGCUGGCCAUCCUGCUGGAGCUGGCUGUGCAGAGGGGCACCCUGAGUCAGCUGCUGUCUGCUGUUCUGCUGCUGCUGCGCCUGUGGGAAAGCGGCACCAGAGAGAUGGAUAACGAGCGCUCCACCCAGGGAACCAGCGCCCCCCUGCUGCCCCUCCUGCAGCGCCUUCACAACAUCCACAGCAGCAAGGAGGAGCCCGUCGCUGAAGAGGAGGCUGAGAUCCUCACAGUGCAGAUGAGUCCUAACGAGAGCUUCCUGCGCUACCUGACGCUGCCUCAGGACAACGACCUGGCCAUCGACCUGCGGCAGACGGCCGUGGUGAUCAUGGCUCACCUGGACCGCCUGGCUUCUCCCUGCUGCCCCCCCCACUGCAACUCCCCCACAUCACACAAGGGAACUCUGCAGGAGGUGAUCGCCUGGGGCCUUCUGGGCUGGAAGCUUCACGCUAACAUUAACGGGCCGAUCCAGUGCAAAGCCCUGUCCAGCGUCGGGGUGGCUCAGAUCGUGUGUUCGGAGAAGGGCUUCCUCAUCCUGUCCAGCAGCGGUGCCGUUUACAACCAAAACUACAAGAGCACAACCCUGGCUCCGAUGCUGAUCCACGGUCUGAUCUCCAGGAAGAUUGUGAAGCUGGCGGCUCAUCCUGACGGGCAGCACUACCUCGCCCUGUCCUCCAACGGGGAGGUAUUCUCCUGGGGCUGCGGGGACGGAGGCCGCCUGGGACACGGAGACACAACGUAUCUAGAGGAGCCGACCAUGAUUGCAGCCUUCAAUGGGAAGCAGGCAGGGAAGCAUGUGGUGCACAUAGCGUGUGGCAGCACUUACAGCGCUGUGAUCACUGCUGAUGGAGAGCUGUACACCUGGGGCAGAGGGAACUACGGCCGGCUGGGCCACGGCUCCAGUGAGGACCAGACCACCCCGAUGCUGGUGACGGCGCUGAAGGGGCUGAAGGUGAUGGACGUGGCCUGUGGGAGCGGGGAUGCACAAACACUCGCUGUGACAGAAAACGGUCAGGUCUGGUCCUGGGGGGACGGGGACUACGGUAAACUGGGCCGGGGGGGCAGCGACGGCUGUAAGACCCCCAAGCUGGUGGAGAAGCUGCAGGACCUGGACAUCGUGAAGGUGUGCUGCGGCAGCCAGUUCUCCGUGGCCCUCACCAAAGACGGACAGGUGUACACCUGGGGGAAGGGGGACAACCAGCGGCUCGGACACGGCACCGACGAGCACGUUCGAUACCCCAAGUUCCUCGACAGCCUGCAGGGUAAGAAGGUGGUGGAUGUGGCGGUGGGCUCCACACACUGCCUCGCCCUCACAGAGGACGGAGAGGUGCACAGCUGGGGCAGCAACGAUAAACUCCAACACUUCGACACUUUGUUCUCCAACAAGAAGCAACCAAAGGCUCUCCCAGGACUCAACUCCAAACACAUCGUGGGAAUCUCCUGCGGCCCAGGACAGAGCUUCGCCUGGUCCUCGUGCUCGGAGUGGUCCGUUGGGCAGCGUGUUCCCUUCGUGGUGGACGUCUGCCCGAUGACCUUUGAGCAGCUGGACCUGCUGCUGCGCCAGGUGAGCGAGGGGAUGGACGGCAGCUCCGACUGGCCCCCCCCACAGGAGAAGGAGUGCAUGGUGGUCGCUACGCUCAACCUGCUCCGGCUGCAGCUGCACGCAGCCAUCAGUAACCAGGUGGAUCCGGAGGAGCUGGGUCUCGGGCUCGGCAGCGUUCUGCUCAACAACCUCAAGCAGACGGUGGUGGUGUUAGCCAGCAACGCGGGGGUGUUGAACUCUGUGCAGGCGGCUGCUCAGGCCGUGCUGCAGAGCGGCUGGUCGGUGCUGCUGCCCACUGCGGAGGAGAGAGCCAGAGCGCUGUCCUCACUGCUGCCCAACGCCGUGUCUGGGAACGAGAUGAGUGUGAGUCCUGGCCGCCGCUUCAUGAUCGACCUGCUGGUCAGCAGCUUGAUGGCUGACGGAGGCUUGGAGUCUGCACUGAACGCUGCCAUCACUGCAGAGAUACAGGACAUUGAGGCCAAGAAGGAGGCUCAGAAGGAGAAGGAGAUCGAUGAGCAGGAGGCCAACGCGUCCACCAUGCAGCGGUGCCGCGCCAUGCUGGACAAAGACCUCAUCAACACGGGCAUCUACGAGUCCGCGGGGAAGCAGAGCCUGCCGCUGGUGCAGCUGGUGCAGCAGCUUCUGAGGAACAUCGCCUCUCAGACCAUCGCCAGGCUGAAGGACGUCGCUCGGCGGAUCUCUAACUACCUGGAGGCGGAGCAGGUGAGUAAGGAGCGCUCCGCCUCUCUGGACCUGCUGCUGCGCUUCCAGAGGCUGCUGGUCAGCAAGCUGUACCUCGGGGUCAACGGCACCGAGAACCUCAACGGAUACAAUCCUGAGCUUCUGGGUGUUGGUUCCUUGUUGAAGAAGUACAUUGCGCUGCUGUGUACUCACAUCGGAGACAUCCUCCCCGUGGCCACCAGUAUCGCCUCCACAGGACGCCGCCACUUUGCUGAAGUCUCUCGAGUUAUUGAAGGAGAUCUAACUGGCGUGCUGCUGCCUGAGCUGGUGGUGUCCAUCGUGCUGCUCCUCACCAUCGAUGCCGGUCUGAUGCAGGAGACCGGAUCCAUCCCUCUGCUGGCCGGACUCCUGGAGCACAUCGACCGCUUCAACCACCUCGCCCCGGGGCACGAGAGGGACGACAACGAGGACCUGGCGUGGCCCGGCAUUAUGGGAUCCUUCUUCACAGGACAGAGCUCCAAAAACAACGAGGAGGUUUCCCUCAUCCGUAAAGCCGACCUGGAGAACCACAACAAAGAUGGAGGCUUCUGGACCGUCAUCGAGGGAAAGGUGUACGACAUCAAAGACUUCCAGGCGCAGUCCCAGUCGCUCGCAGGAAACAGUAUCCUGGCCCAGUUUGCAGGAGAGGACCCGGUGGUCGCCCUGGAGGCGGCGCUGCAGUUUGAAGACACCAGAGAGUCCAUGCAGGCCUUCUGUGUGGGACAGUAUAUGGAGCCUAACCAGGAGACGGUCACCACCCCGGACCUCAGCAGCCUCUCCUCCCCCCUCAUCGACACCGAGAGGAACCUGGGUCUGCUGCUCGGCCUCCACGCCUCCUACCUGGCCAAGAGCACCCCCCUGUCCCCCAUGGAGAUCGAAUGUGCCAAAUGGCUCCAGUCGUCCAUAUUCUCGGGGGGGCUGCAGACCAGUCAGAUCCACUACAACUACAACGAGGAGAAGGAUGAGGACCACUGCAGCUCCCUGGGGACGACCACCCCGGACAAAGCCAAGAUGUACUCCCGCAGAAUCACCCUGAGUGACCACGCUCAGCCCUUCCUGCAGGCCAUCGCUGACAACAACACUCAGGACCACACUGUCAAGGACUUCCUAUGCCAAAUAGAGCGUUGCUGUAAGCAGUACCAUCUCAUCACCCCCAUCACCUUCCCCCCCGAGCACCCUGUCGAGGAGGUGGGCCGCCUGCUGCUCUGCUGCCUGCUCAAACACCAAGACCUCGGUCACAUUGCUCUCUCACUCGUCAGUCAGUGUGCCUUGAGAGUGGACCAGGGGAAGCAGAGGUCCCUCCCCAAAUCUGUGAUCAAUGUCUGCCGCAUGGUCUACCAGGCAAAGUGCUCCUUAAUCAAGACCCAUCAGGAACAAGGUCGCUCCUAUAAGGAGGUGUGCGCCCCCGUCAUCGAGCGCCUGCGCUUCCUGUUCAACGAGCUGCGUCCGGCCGUCAGUAAAGACCUGUCCAUCGUCUCCAAACUGAAGCUGCUGAGCUCGCAGCCGCGCUGGAGGAGGAUCACCCAGAAACUCAUCCGGGACCGCAGGAAAAAGAGAGUGCCUAAAAAGUCAGAGUCUGCUGACAUAGAAGAGCCAAAGCUGGAGAACGAAGGGACCAACGAAGAAGAACUGAACGUCCACAUCAGCCCCACGCCUGCCGACAGGAAGUCGCCCACCAGCAAAACAACCAAGCAGGACAAGUGGCACCCGCUGCUCACCACUGUGGCCAACGCGCAGAAGUACCGGUGGCUGAAGCACAGCGUCCAGGGCAUCUUCUCUCAGUCCAGCCUCAUGGCCACCAUCGUGGAGUUUGCACUAAAAGAGGAGCCGCUGGACGUGGAGAAGAUGAGGAAGUGUCUCCUCAAACAGCUGGAGAGGGCGGAGGUGAGGCUGGAGGGCAUCGACACCAUGCUGAAGUUAGCCUCCAGAGACUUCCUGCUGCCCUCUGUGCAGUACGCCAUGUUCUGCGGCUGGCAGAGGGUCAUACCAGAGGGGACCAACAUUGGAGAGCCGCUGUCUGACUGCCUGAAGGACGUGGAUCUGAUCCCCCCCUUCAACCGCAUGCUUCUGGAGGUCACCUUCGGAAAGCUGUAUUCCUGGGCCAUCCACAACGUCCGCAACGUCCUGCUGGAGGCCGGCGGCCGCUUCAAAGAGCUCGGAGUGCAGCCUGUCCCCCUGCAGACCAUCACCAACGAGAACCCGGCAGGCCCGAGUCUCGGCACCAUUCCUCAGGCCCGCUUCCUCCUGGCUAUGAUCCACAUGCUGUCCCUGAAACACGGCUCCAACAGCCUCAGCCUCUUACUCAACUCUGGCCUACUGGCCCUCACACAGAGCAUACUCCGGCUCAUAGGGCCCAGCACAGACAGCAAUGAGGAGGAUCUGAGUGUUUGUGCUCACGGAGGAUCAGCCACAGUCUUGGAGGAGUCCAGGAAGGAGUUGGCCCCGACCCCCCUCCCUGCCUCGGGCCCUGAGCUGGCUGCCAUGAUGAAGAUUGGCACCAGGGUCAUGAGGGGGGUGGACUGGAAAUGGGGAGAUCAGGACGGUCCGGCUCCAGGUCUGGGUCGGGUCAUCGGGGAGCUCGGAGAGGACGGCUGGAUCCGAGUCCAGUGGGACACGAGCAGCACCAACUCCUACAGGAUGGGCAAAGAGGGCAAAUACGACCUGAAGCUGGCAGAGCCCCCCCCAGCGGCUCAGCCCCCGACGGAGGACUCGGACACAGAGGACGACACAGAAGUGGAGUUGAUGGAGAAGAGCAGCCACCCGACGGCCAUGAUGCUGAACAGCACGGUGAACCUGCUGAAGACCCUCUCUCUGACGGCGGGGAUCCAUGCAGAGGUCCUGCAGAACGACGCCACGCGGACCCUCUGUGGGCUGCUCCGUAUGCUGGUGGAGAGCGGAGCUAACGACAAGUCAGGGUGUCACUCCCACAGGCUGGUGUCCCGGGAGCAGCACCGCAGCUGGUCCACGCUGGGCUUCAUCCGCAGCAUCGCUCUGAUGCCCCAGAUGUGCAGCACGCUCAGCACCUCUGCCUGGAUCGGCCUGCUCAUCCGCAUCGUGGAGGGACACCAGUCCUUCAACGGCGUCACUCUGCAGAGACAGAUCUUGGCGCUACGUCUCCUGGCGGCAGUGUUGCCCUCGUGGGACAAGACGGAGCGAACCCAUGACAUGAAGUUCCUGGUGGAGAAACUGUUCAACUUCUUAGGAAUCCUCCUGAGCACCUGCUCCUCAGACCUGCCGCUCCUCAGAGAGGGUUCCCUGCGAAGGAGGAAGUCCCGCCCCCAGGCGUCUCUGACAGCCACUCACAGCAGCACCCUGGCGGAGGAGAUCGUUUCUGUCCUGAGAGCGCUGCACUACCUCGGCCAGUGGAACGGCAUGAUCAACGACUACAUCAACGCCCAGCUGAGCUCCAUCGGAGACGUCAUCGCUGGCUGCCAGUCUGAAGCUUGUUUCCUGGAGGAGUUCUUCCCUGAUCCUGACGGUCCUCGUGUCGGCUGUCUGAUGGCGGUGAUGGCGGUCAUCGGAGGGAUCGACGGGCGCCUCCGGCUCGGAGGACAGGUCGUCCACGAGGAGUACGGAGAGGGAACGGUCACUCGCAUCACCCCAAAAGGACGCAUCACCGUACAGUUUUACGAGAUGAGGACCUGCAGGGUGUGCCUGCUCAGCCAUCUCAAACCGCUGCCUGCAGUUUGCUUCAGUGUGCAGAACCUCCCCUUCACGGAGCCCAUGCUGGCAGUCUGGGCUCAGCUGGUCAGCCUGGCAGGAAGCAAGCUGGAGAAACAACGCAUGAAGAAGUCGCUGAGCCGCGGCCUCACAGCCGACCAGGUGGACGUCCACCUGCUGCGCUGCCAGCAGCUGAGGCUCUACAUCCUGAAGGCCGGCCGGGCGCUGCUCUCUCAUCAGGACAAACUGCGACAAAUCCUCUCGCAGCCCGCCGUGCUGGACAUCGGACCAAACCCCAGCGAGGACCCCGUGGUGUUGUCCCCUGAUGUGGGGGAUCUGUCCCCCGAGGGGCCGCUGCCUCCCAUGAUCCUCCUGCAGCAGCUGCUGUCCGCUGCCACUCAGCCCUCCCCCAUCAAAGCCAUCUUCGACAGGCAAGAGAUGGAGGCUGCAGCUCUGGCGGUGUGUCAGUACCUGGCGGUGGAGUCGGCUCACCCCUCCUCCCCCCUGUUUGAGGAGAGCAGCUCCAGCGAGGCCACCACGCCGGUCACCGUGCAACACGUCCGCCCCCCUAAACAGAAGAAGCAGAAGACCUCCCCCGUGCCUCCCUUACCGAUAGUCCUCCAGCUCAUGGAGAUGGGCUUUGCACGCAAAAACAUCGAGUAUGCCUUAAAGUCUCUGUCGGGAACUACAGGAAGUGCCUCUGGCGUCCCAGGUGUGGAGGCUCUGGUGGGCUGGCUGCUGGACCACCCUGAGGUGCCCCAGGUGGAGCUGUCGGACGCAGACACCGUGUCGGACGAGUUCUCUGACGAGGAGGUGCUGGAGGAGCUGGAGGAGCCCGAGCCCGUCUUCACUGUGCCUCCAGGUGCAGUGGUGACUGAGAGCCAGACGUUCAAGAAGCGAUCAGAUUUCCAAAGCAACGAUGACUACGCCGUGUACGUGAGAGAGAAUAUUCAGGUGGGGAUGAUGGUGAAGUGCUGCAGAACGUACGAGGAAGUGUACGAUGGAGACGUGGGGAAAGUGAUAAAGCUGGACAGAGACGGGCUUCAUGAUUUGAACGUGCAGUGUGACUGGCAACAGAAAGGAGGAACGUACUGGGUCAGAUACAUCCACAUCGAGCUGCUGGGAUUCCCACCACAAAGUUCUCCCUCCCACAUAAAGAUAGGUGACAAAGUGAGGGUGAAGCCCACCGUCACCACACCGAAGUACAAGUGGGGCUCCGUCACUCACAGGAGUGUUGGGGUUGUGAAAGCGUUCAGUGCCAAUGGGAAGGAUGUGAUCGUGGACUUCCCUCAGCAGUCCCACUGGACCGGCCUGCUGGCGGAGAUGGAGCUGGUGCCCAGUGUUCACCCUGGAGUCAGGUGUGACGGCUGCCAGAUGUUUCCUAUAAACGGCCCCAGGUUCAAAUGCAGGAACUGCGACGACUUCGACUUCUGUGAAAACUGCUUUAAGACCCGCAAACACAACACCAGGCAUUCCUUCGGCAGAAUCAACGAGCCAGGCCAGUCUCCAGGUUUCUGCGGCCGCUCAGGGAAGCAGCUGAAGAAGCAUCACAACAGCCAGCGCGGGAUGCUGAUCGAUGAUUGGUCGCGAGCUGUGAAGAGCCUGAACGUCUCGUCCUCCGUGAACCAGGUCUCGCGCCUCAUCGACAGCAUCGAUCAGUGCUGGCAGUCCUCCGGAUCGCAGGGAAAGCACUGGAUCCGUAUGGAGCUGUUUCCAGAUGUUCUGGUGCACAGGCUGAAGAUGGUGGUGGAUCCAGCGGACAGCAGCUACAUGCCCUCACUGGUGGUGGUGUCAGGUGGAAGCUCUUUGAACAACCUAAUUGAGCUGAAGACGAUUAACAUCAAUCCCACAGACACCACCAUCCUGGUCCUGAGUGACUGCACUGAGUAUCACAGAUACAUCGAGGUCGCCAUCAAGCAGUGCCGCAGCUCGGGGAUCGACUGUAAGAUCCACAGCCUCGGCAUCGUGGGACGCAUCAGAGCGGAGGAUGAAGACCUGGCCACCGUGCCCUUCCUCGCAUCGGACAACGAAGAGGAGGACGAUGACAAAACUGCUACCGGGAGUCUUGCUCGUAAGAAGUCCUCUGGUCUGGACUCAGCAGCCACCAUCAGGACCAAAGUGUUCGUCUGGGGUCUGAACGACAAGGACCAGCUGGGAGGACUCAAAGGCUCCAAGAUCAAGGUUCCUUCCUUCUCUGAAACUCUCUCUGCUCUCAAUGUGGUUCAAGUGGCCGGUGGCUCCAAAAGCCUCUUUGCAGUGACAGUGGAGGGGAAGAUCUACGCCUGUGGAGAGGCCACUAACGGCCGGUUGGGCCUGGGUCUCUCCAGCGGGACCAUCCCAAUCCCCCGCCAGAUCACUGCACUCAGUAACUACGUGGUGAAGAAAGUCGCAGUGCAUUCUGGGGGACGGCACGCCAUGGCGCUGACCGUGGACGGGAAGGUGUUCUCGUGGGGAGAGGGAGACGACGGCAAGCUGGGACACUUCAGCAGAAUGAACUGUGACAAGCCUCGGUUGAUCGAGGCUCUGAAGACGAAGCGUAUCCGGGACAUCGCCUGUGGCAGCUCGCACAGCGCCGCCAUCACCUCCAGCGGGGAGCUGUACAGCUGGGGCCUCGGGGAGUACGGCCGCCUCGGACACGGAGACAACACCACGCAGCUCAGGCCCAAACUGGUGAAAGUGCUUCUGGGACACCGAGUUAUCCAGGUGGCUUGUGGGAGCCGGGACGCUCAAACUCUGGCCCUCACUGAUGAAGGCUUGGUGUUCUCCUGGGGGGACGGGGACUUUGGGAAGCUGGGUCGUGGAGGCAGUGAAGGCUGCAACAUCCCCCAGAACAUCGAGAGGCUGAACGGACAGGCGGUCUGUCAGAUCGAGUGUGGAGCUCAGUUCUCUCUGGCACUCACCAAAUCUGGAGUGGUGUGGACCUGGGGCAAAGGCGACUAUUUCCGCCUGGGCCACGGCACCGAUGUCCACGUGCGAAAGCCUCAGAUGGUGGAGGGACUGCGGGGGAAAAAGAUUGUCCACGUGGCGGUGGGAGCGCUGCACUGUUUGGCCGUUACAGAAACAGGACAGGUGUUUGCGUGGGGAGAUAACGACCACGGGCAGCAGGGGAACGGCACCACCACGGUGAACAGGAAGCCCACCCUGGUGCAGGGUCUGGAGGGGCAGAAGAUCACCCGGGUGGCCUGUGGCUCCUCCCACAGCGUGGCCUGGACCACCGUGGACGUGACCACGCCCUCCGUGCACGAGCCCGUCCUCUUCCAGACCGCCCGGGACUCGCUCGGAGCUUCUUACUUAGGCGUCCAGUCUGACAGUGACUCAGCAGCAGUGAACAACAAGCUGAGCGGGCAGAGCAGCGUGAAGCCCAACCGCCCGUCGCUUGCCAAGAUCCUGCUCAGUCUGGACGGAAACCCGGCCAAGCAGCAGGCUCUGUCCCACGUUCUGUCAGCGCUGCAGAUCAUGUAUGCUCGGGAUGCAGUGGUUGGAGCUCUGAUGCCGGCCAGCAUGAUCCUGCCUGCAGAGGUUCCCGCCAGCUCCCCUCUCCCCCCCUUUGACUCCUCCUCCUCCUCCAGCGUCAGCGAUGAAGAGGGGCCUCCGGUCCUUCCUGAAGCCGAGGAGAGGCUCAGCCCCAACCCCUGGCAGGACAAGAAGGGAGAGGCUCCCUCCUCAGAAGAUGCUCUCACCCCCUCCUCAGGUAUAACCCCGUCUGCCUCCGGCGGUUCCUCUCGUCCCUUCAUCCCCGUCACUGAUGACCCCGGAGCCGCCAGCAUCAUCGCUGAAACCAUGACUAAGACCAAAGAGGACUCGGAGAGCCAUAGUAAGGUUGUGGGUCCGGAGCCUCAGUACCUGGAUGAGUUCACCAGUCUGCUCGUUCCCGAUGAUACCCGUGUGAUGGUGGACCUGCUGAAGCUGGCGGUGUCCUGCCGCUCCGGAGAGAAAGGGAAGGAGGUGCUGUCCGCCGUGCUGUCAGGCAUGGGAACAGCUUACCCUCAGGUGGCGGACAUGCUGCUGGAGUUGUGUGUCACAGAGUUGGAGGACGUGGCGACGGACUCUCAGAGCGGCCGUCUGUCCUCUCAGCCCAUCGUGGUGGAGAGCAUCCACCCGUACACCGACGACACCUCCACCAGCGGCACCGUGAAGAUCCCAGGUGCUGAGGGUCUGAGGAUCGAGUUCGACCGCCAAUGUUCGACGGAGCGACGCCACGACCCGCUGACCAUCAUGGACGGAGCCAACAGGAUCGUAUCCGUCCGAUCAGGGCGGGAGUGGUCCGACUGGUCCAGUGAGUUGAGGAUCCCGGGGGAUGAACUCAAAUGGAAGUUCACCAGCGAUGGCUCAGUUAACGGAUGGGGAUGGCGCUUCACUGUGUAUCCCAUUAUGCCUGCUGCUGGUCCCAAAGACCUCCUCUCAGACCGCUGCAUCCUGUCCUGCCCCUCCAUGGAUCUGGUCACAUGUCUGCUGGACUUCAGGCUCAACUUCGCCUCCAACCGGAGCAUCGUGCCGCGCCUCGCCGCCUCCCUGGCUGCCUGCGCUCAGCUCAGUGCACUAGCUGCCGGCCACAGGAUGUGGGCUCUGCAGAGACUGAGGAAGCUUCUGACCACAGAGUACGGUCAGUCCAUCAACAUCAACCGACUGCUGGGAUACACCGAGGGCGAGGCGCGCUCUAUGAGUUUCACAGGCAGUGCGCUGGCCGCCUUAGUGAAGGGGCUUCCAGAGGCUCUGCAGAGGCAGUACGAGUACGAGGACCCCAUCGUCAGGGGAGGAAAGCAGCUGCUUCACAGUCCAUUUUUCAAGGUGUUGGUUGCUCUUGCCUGCGACCUGGAGCUGGACACGUUGCCCUGCUGCGCUGAGACCCAUAAGUGGGCCUGGUUCCGCCGGUACUGCACCGCCUCCAGAGUGGCUGUGGCUCUGGACAAGAGGAACUCUCAGCCCAGAGCCUUCCUGGAUGAAGUCACAAAGAAGAUCCGAGAGCUUAUGGCCGACCACGAGAUCAUGAACAGCCUCCACGAGAGUCACGACUUGUUCAAGCGCGAGCACGACGAGCAGCUCGUUCAGUGGAUGAACCGGCGACCGGACGACUGGACGCUGUCGGCCGGGGGCAGCGGCACCAUCUACGGCUGGGGCCACAACCACAGGGGCCAGCUGGGGGGCAUCGAGGGGGCGAAGGUCAAAGUUCCCACGCCCACUGAAGCCCUCGCCACACUGAGGCCGGUGCAGCUGAUCGGGGGGGAGCAGACGCUGUUCGCCGUCACUGCAGAUGGAAAGCUGUACGCAACAGGAUACGGGGCGGGGGGCCGGUUGGGCAUCGGGGGCACAGAGUCCGUCUCCACCCCCACGCUGCUGGAGUCCAUCCAGCACGUCUACAUCAGGAAGGUGGCCGUCAACUCCGGAGGGAAGCACUGCCUGGCGCUGUCCUCCGAGGGGGAGGUGUACUCCUGGGGAGAGGCGGAGGACGGGAAGCUGGGCCAUGGGAACAGAAGCCCGUGUGACCGCCCUCGUGUGAUCGAGUCCCUGCGGGGGGUGGAGGUGGUGGAUAUCGCAGCCGGGGGGGCUCACAGCGCCUGCAUCACGGCCAGCGGAGAGCUCUUCACCUGGGGCAAGGGUCGCUACGGGCGCCUGGGGCACGGAGACAGCGAGGACCAGCUCAAACCCAAACUGGUUGACGCUCUGCAGGGUCACCGGGUGAUCGAUGUUGCCUGUGGCAGCGGAGACGCUCAGACUCUGUGUCUCACAGACGACGACAUGGUCUGGUCCUGGGGGGACGGGGACUACGGCAAACUGGGCCGGGGGGGCAGCGACGGCUGUAAAAUCCCCAUGAAGAUCGACUCUCUGACCGGCCUCGGCGUAGUCAAAGUGGAAUGUGGCUCUCAGUUCUCUGUGGCGCUCACCAAGUCUGGAGCCGUGUACACAUGGGGGAAGGGGGACUACCACCGCCUCGGACACGGCUCUGAUGAUCACGUGCGACGGCCCCGACAGGUUCAGGGUCUUCAGGGAAAGAAAGUGAUCGCCAUCGCCACGGGGUCGCUGCACUGCGUCUGCUGCACGGAGGAUGGAGAAGUGUACACGUGGGGCGAUAACGACGAGGGCCAGCUUGGAGACGGCACCACGAACGCCAUCCAGAGGCCUCGGCUGGUGGCGGCGCUGCAGGGGAAGAAGAUCAACCGAGUGGCCUGUGGCUCCGCCCACACGCUCGCCUGGUCCACCAGCAAGCCCACCAACGCCGGGAAACUGCCCGCACAGGUUCCCAUGGAGUACAACCACCUGCAGGAGAUCCCCAUCAUGGCGCUGAGGAACCGGCUGCUGCUCCUUCAUCACAUCUCAGAGCUCUUCUGCCCCUGCAUCCCCAUGUUCGACCUGGAGGGCCGGCUGGGCCAGACGGGACACGGACCCUCGGUGGGCUUCGACACGCUGAGGGGAAUCCUCAUCUCCCAGGGCAAGGAAGCAGCAUUCAGGAAGGUGGUUCAGGCCACGAUGGUGAGGGACCGGCAGCACGGCCCUGUGGUGGAGCUCAACAGGAUACAGGUGAAGCGCUCCCGCAGUAAAGGCGGUCUUGCUGGUCCUGAUGGCACUAAGUCAGUGUUUGGUCAGAUGUGUUCUAAGAUGAGUUCCUUCAGUCCCGACAGCCUGCUGCUGCCUCACAGGGUGUGGAAGGUCAAGUUUGUGGGUGAGUCUGUGGACGACUGUGGGGGGGGUUACAGUGAGUCGAUCGCUGAGAUGUGUGAGGAGCUGCAGAACGCUCUGACGCCGCUCCUCAUCGUCACUCCCAACGGCCGCGACGAGUCGGGCGCCAACAGAGACUGCUUCCUGCUCAACCCGGCUGCCAAGUCCGCGCUGCACAUGAGCAUGUUCCGCUUCCUGGGAGUGGUGCUGGGCAUCGCUAUCCGGACAGGAAGUCCUCUCAGUCUGAACCUGGCCGAGCCCGUCUGGAAGCAGAUGGCCGGCAUGAACCUGACCAUCGCUGACCUCAGUGAGGUUGAUAAGGAUUUUAUUCCCGGCCUGAUGUACAUCCGGGACAACGAGGCGACGACGGAGGAGUUCGAGGCGAUGUCGCUCCCGUUCACCGUCCCCAACGCCAGCGGGCAGGACAUCCAGCUCAGCUCCAAGUUCUCCCACAUCACGCUGGAGAACCGAGCCGAGUACGUCCGUCUGGCCAUCAACUACCGGCUCCAUGAGUUCGAUGAGCAGGUGUCUGCAGUUCGUGAAGGAAUGGCUCGAGUCGUUCCCGUUCCCCUACUGUCGCUUUUCACCGGAUACGAGCUGGAAACCAUGGUGUGUGGGAGCCCCGACAUCCCCCUGCACCUGCUGAAGUCGGUGGCCACCUAUAAGGGGGUGGAGCCCACCUCCUCCCUCAUCCAGUGGUUCUGGGAUGUGAUGGAGUCGUUCUCCAACACCGAGCGCUCGCUCUUCCUGCGCUUCGUCUGGGGGCGAACCCGUCUGCCGCGCACCAUCGCCGACUUCAGGGGGCGGGACUUCGUGGUGCAGGUGCUGGAUAAAUACAACCCCCCCGACCACUUCCUGCCCGAGUCCUACACCUGCUUCUUCCUGCUGAAGCUGCCCCGGUACUCGUGCAAACAGGUGCUGGAGGAGAAGCUGAAGUACGCCAUCCACUUCUGCAAAUCCAUCGACACCGACGACUACGCCCGCAUCGCGCUGUCCGGAGAGCCGGCGGCCGACGACAGCAGCGAGGACUCGGACAACGAGGACGCCGACUCCUUCGCCUCGGACUCCACACAGGACUACCUGACGGGACACUGA
Molecule: messenger RNA, 14496 nt
Organism: Trematomus bernacchii (emerald rockcod)
Lineage: Eukaryota; Metazoa; Chordata; Actinopteri; Perciformes; Nototheniidae
Gene: herc2
Product: HECT and RLD domain containing E3 ubiquitin protein ligase 2
Biological process (GO): protein ubiquitination
Molecular function (GO): zinc ion binding; ubiquitin-protein transferase activity
Source: RefSeq, a predicted model, not a curated record